AUAACCCCCAUCGGGCUGGAGCGAGCAUAUGCACGCCUUCGAUAUGUUGGUCGCGUAGCGUAAUUACGUAAGCCUUUCUUGUGCACACUUUUGCACUUUCUCUCAAUCUGCUAUCCACCUUUCGCCUUCUUGAGAGCUGACUGAGCUGCGUGAUCCUGAAUUAGCCUCUCAAAAAGAGAAAUUCUUGUCCCUUUUGCCUGGAUCAGGACCGCUCAUCAGAAGGUUACGUUUUGGUCAACAUUUUGUCGGCACAGAUGCUUUUUCUGGGCUGAUAUCUUUUUACUUAAAGAUCAUGUCUGACUACCAAGGAGCUCCCCCACAAUACCAAGAGAAGAGCCAAGGAUCUGCAGGAGGAAUGGAAGAUACCCCUCCCCCUCCUUAUGCACAAGGACCAGACCAGCCCAGCUACCCUGCAACCAAUCCUGGCUAUCCAAUGCAGCCCCCUCCUGCAUCAGGGUACACUGUCCAGCCCCCACCCACGGCCGGCUACCCAGUCCAACCCCCACCCGCUGCCGGCUACCCAAUGCAACCUCCACCCGGUGCCGGCUAUCCAAUGCAACCCCCACCCGCUGCCGGCUACCCAGUGCAACCCCCACCCCCUGCCGGCUACACAGUGCAACCCCCACCAAUGAACACAGCCUACACUUCUCAACCACAGGCAGUAGACCCCAACAAUGUUGUGAUUGUUAGUCAGCCUGGUCUUGUGGUCCAUCAUAACCUGACCUUCCGGGAUGCCCCUGUUGUUUGUGCCUGUCCUAACUGCCACAAUCAGGUCACGUCUAACGUCCGGCGGGAGAUAGGAGGACUCACUCUCCUCAUCAUGGGAGCUCUAUGCAUCUUUGGACUUUGGUUCUUCUGCUGUUUGAUUCCUCUGUGCAUUGAUGCCUGCAAGGAUGCCGUCCAUACCUGUCCUGUGUGUAAACAUCAAUUAGGCCGCUGGAGUCAGCUUUAGGUCCAGGACCAAAAACCAGUCCCAAUAAUAAGACCUGUGUGUAAACAUCAGUUAGACCACUGGAGUCAGCUUUAGGUCCAGGACCAAAAACCAGUCCCAAUAAUAAGACCUGUGUGUAAACAUCAGUUAGACCACUGGAGUCAGCUUUAGGUCCAGGACCAAAAACCAGUCCCAAUAAUAAGACCUGUGUGUAAACAUCAGUUAGGCUGCUGGAGUCAGCUUUAGCUCCAGGACCAAAAACCAGUCCCAAUAAUAAGACCUGUGUGUAAACAUCAGUUAGGCCGCUGGAGUCAGCUUUAGCUCCAGGACCAAGAACCAGUCCUGAUAAUAAGCCCUGCGUGUAACCAUCAGUUAGGCCGCUGGAGUCUGCUUUAGGUUCAGGACCAAGAACCAAUCCAGCAUUGAGCCUUGCAUGUGUGUAACCAUCAGUUAGACUGCUGGAGUCAGCUUUAGGUCCCGGACCAAGAACCAGUCCAGCAUUAGGCCAUCAGUUAGGCUGCCUGACUCAGUUUUAGAUCCAGGACCAAGAACCAGUCCCAACAAUAAGCCCUGCGCGUAACCAUCAGUUCUGUGGCUGAAAAUGCAGCUCCACUGCCCAUGUCCCUAAACAAAUCAUUUUUACACUUUGUACAUAUAUAUUAUCUACUACUACUAAAGAGGAGCUUCAUAUCUGUUUUUAGGAUAAGAAGUUGAUCUAUGAAACCGUAUUUAUCACAAUUAUUAUCACAAUAUAGUAUUACACCAAAUAGCAUUAUAUCUAGAAUGGUUUUAUUUGUAUUUUUCUCUGUUUUAUUAUGUCUGUUUUUAUAUUUUUUAGAUUGUGUAUUGUGUAUAUAUCGUUCUUUAUUUGCUUUGUGAAAGGUCUUUCAAUAUAAUUAUUUAGCUGAUGUAUAAUCUUCUUUAAGGCAAUGUAGCAAAUCCUGUGGCACAUUAAUACUGAAGGACUGUAUCCUGCCCAUCUACAGUCGUGUAGAUCCAGGAUCUAUCUAGCUAGACAUGAUAGACAUGUAACAUAGCAUAGGUAGCAGUUUGGAUUUGGGUAUAGUACUAGCUUCAGUCUGAAGAAGUACAUAUAAGACACAAAGCUCAUUCCAUCUAGAUAUUGUUAUAAUCUUCACGCAAUAUUCUUGCAUUUAUGUAAUUCAAAAAAACUUUGUUUAUGUUUUUUUCACUGCUAGUACUACUCUGUGUGCACUCUGCGUUGGAUAUCUUUGUAGGUUUUAUUGAAAUAGAAGAGAUCAACGUAAUAGGACCAAAUACAAAUGAUAUAUUCAAGGUUA
Molecule: messenger RNA, 2232 nt
Organism: Strongylocentrotus purpuratus (purple sea urchin)
Lineage: Eukaryota; Metazoa; Echinodermata; Echinoidea; Camarodonta; Strongylocentrotidae
Product: cell death-inducing p53-target protein 1 homolog
Exons: 6
Coding region: 293-952 (219 amino acids)
Molecular function (GO): zinc ion binding
Source: RefSeq, a predicted model, not a curated record